CCAGCUGUGAGUAACGUCAGCUCUUCUCUCUGCGACAAUAUCUGCGUUUGAAUUUGUUCUACUAUCAAAAUGGUUAUAGUGACUCGUUUGUUGUGAAGUUGAAAGUUAAAUGUUUAAGGUCGAAGCUGCGCAUUUAUGUGUGUGGUGUAAGUUGGGAGGUAGCAAACAUAUGCUAACGUUAGCUUAGCCGUGGCCAAUCGACUGACAGCAACACUGUGUGUACCUGUGUCGUCAUUUAGCAAAUUGCUAACUCCCCGGCUUCCCUCAGGUGUUACGUCACCGGAAACGGUUUCCUAUGAUCGUUCCGGCUUCGGUCGACGCUAGCCUCUCUGAGCUAGCUAACCGCUAACGUCCAGCAUCAGCAGUCGUCCGGGCAAACAUGAACAUCCUCCCGAAGAAGAGCUGGCACGUGCGAAACAAGGACAACGUCGCGCGCGUGCGGAAGGACGAGGCCCAAGCUGCCGAGGAGGAGCGCGAGGCCCAGAAGCGCGUCGAGCGUGCGGAGCAGGAGGCACGAACAGAAUAUCUAAGAAGAAAGUCCCGAGCUGCUCUUCAGGCAGAAGGAUUACUGCCAGAUGAUGCUGUUGAGGAACCGAGUGGAGGAAGUGGAGUUCUGGAGCAUCUCAAUCUGUUUCCUCUGGAAGAUCCCUCAGACAAGAAAGGGAAUAAAGAUUACCUCAAAGAAAAGAAAGAUGAACAGGAGAAGCAGGAGCGUGCCAUCGGCUUGCUGGUGUCUCUCGGACCCCAGCCUGGGUCUGAGGUCACUCCAUGGUACCUGAAAACGGGCAAAGAAAAAGAAGAAAGGGGUAAAGAAAAAGAAGAAAGGAAAGAAACAGAAAAGAAAAAGGGACUAAGUGAGGAGGAGAAAGAGAAGAGGGAUCGUAGACUGAAGGAUAGUUUGGAUCCAUUGAAAGUUAUGAAAAAACUUAUGGCUGUAAAAGACAAAAAAGGACACAAGAGCAAGAAAAGGCUAAACCGAUACCUGGGGGAAAAGAAGAGCAGUGGAGAGAGCUCCAUAGAGCGAUUACGUGCUGAGCGUUUACAGAGGGAGGUUGAAGAAAGGAGACGAGCCCAGGCCCUGAUCGAUCAGAAGAGCGGCAAAGGAAAGGACAAGGAGGCUGCGAGGGAGCUGAAUGAGAGGGAAAGGCCGUACAACACCGCCUUCUUCCCAGAACUGGCCCGAAAGAGGCAAAGGCGGGAUCGAGACAGCUGGAGAGAGGAGAUAUUAAAAUCAUGAACUGUCCUUCCCCCAGUUAUUUGAGAGUUUGUUUCUAUGUGUAGAAACCAGAGGAAAAGAAGGUAACAUGGGAACUGGGUAAAGAGCCACAUUACAUACAUACCUGUAACCUGGUGAUGCUGAGGAUGAUGAGGCACCAGAUCGUCCAUUUUUAUUUAUUUAAAUUCUUGCAUCAAAGUCAGAAGUGCGGUUCAGCUGCAGCUACCUCUGCCCAUGCUGUGUUUUAUUAUGUCAGCAGGGCAGAUGGUUGCCUUCACAGGGGCUUGAAUCCAGACUGUCAACAAAGAAAACGCUCUGUUAACAUGGUUCAUAUUAUAAUUAUUAUUCAUUACUGUUAUGGUCAAUAUGAAACGUGAAAAAUAAGGUAUGUGGUGUAAGGUGAGCAUCCACAGCGCACACUGAGUGAGCAGAAGUCUGAGUCAAAUCAUCACCAUGUGAAUAGCAGAGCUGAGAUAGUCAUGUACAGAGUAAAUUAAUCUUCAAAUCUAAUGUCUUCAUUUUUUGGGAUCAAAAUGAUUUGUUUCAUAUUUAAAGAUUUGCUGCUUUUCUUUGUCAUAUAUGAUACAAACCUAAUCUUGUUGAGUUUGGUAAUUUUGGUUGAAUAAAACAAACAAUCUCA
This is a messenger RNA of Pleuronectes platessa (European plaice), 1856 nucleotides long. RefSeq names its product leukocyte receptor cluster (LRC) member 1 (gene leng1). Lineage: Eukaryota; Metazoa; Chordata; Actinopteri; Pleuronectiformes; Pleuronectidae. Bases 380 to 1237 code for a protein of 285 amino acids. The transcript has 4 exons. The record is from RefSeq and is a predicted model, not a curated record.